GCCGAAGAAACUCUUUUAACUGAAAAAAAGAAAGCAUUAGCCGAGUUAUUAAAAAAACAACAAGAUGCUAAUACUAAUCCUGCUAAACCAACUGAUAAAACUGCUCUUUAUAUUGGUUUAGGAAUAGGAGGAAUAAUCUUAAUCUUUGUUCUCAAUCCCACUAAAUUAACUUAUUUAGAUAUCGCUGAUAAUAAUCUUCCUGAACAAGACUUAGCAGUUUUUAAAAAAAUUCAAGCAAAAAUCGACCAAGGUAUUUAUAAUCGUUUUACGGGUAGUUUGGAACCUUUAAAAAAUCUAACUAAAUUACGGGAACUAGACAUUAGAAACACUGAUAUAAAUAGUGGUUAUGAAUAUUUACCGGUCAACGUCAAAAAUAUUUAUUUUUCUAGUGAAGAAAGACCCGAAAAUUGUGGUUUGCAACCUCAGGAUUAUGGUUUUGCUGCUUAUCUGACUAAACAAGGUUAUACCCCCGAAGCAGAAAUUAAUUUAGCAGAAUUAAAAAAAGAAUACUAUGAUAAAAGCCAAAAGAGCCGAGCAUGA
Ambispora leptoticha is the source of this 540-nucleotide messenger RNA. The record is from the annotation of a GenBank genome assembly. Lineage: Eukaryota; Fungi; Glomeromycota; Glomeromycetes; Archaeosporales; Ambisporaceae.